CACGUGUCGAGAAUUGAGUGGGUUAAAGGAUUUUAACGGUUGAAGAUGAAAAAGCUUAUCUUUUUGCAAAAUCGAUUCUUUCUUCAUCAAAGCUUCAAAAAUCUUAAAAACAACAAAAAUGAAAACUCUUCACUUUUUAGCUCCCAGUUCGACCAUUAUCAAUCUGAAGCAGCAACAAUCUUACACACAAACCCAGUUCCUGUUGCAUCGUAACAACAAACGAACUCUAUCGAUAAACUGUGUAAACAGUGGCGGUGAUGAUGAGAAGAUCUCUCAACCGUUGGAUGGAGUGGAGAUAAGAUUCAAAAGAGGAUCCAGAAGGAAAAUGAGGGAAGAGGGUUCAGGAGAAGGAGGAGGACAAAGCGGGAAAAAGAAAGAGACUGUUCAAAAGCCAUGGGAAGAGAUGACAUUGAAUGAGAAGGCAUUGGAGCUUUAUGUUGGAGAGAAAGGUUUGUUGUUUUGGCUAAACAAAUUGGCUUACGCGUCGAUAUACAUUGUCAUUGGAGGUUGGAUUCUUUUCCGGUUUGUUGGACCGGCGUUUAAUCUUUAUCAGCUGGAUACGCCGCCUCUUGAUCCUAAGAACAUCUUAAAGGGUUAAGAAUAGCUUUUUAGCUGUGUCUGCAUUCUCUGUUCCAAUACAUUUUGAGGCUUAUG
Messenger RNA from Arabidopsis arenosa, 654 nucleotides. NCBI's taxonomy places the organism in Eukaryota, Viridiplantae, Streptophyta, Magnoliopsida, Brassicales, Brassicaceae. The record is from the annotation of a GenBank genome assembly.